Messenger RNA from Plasmopara halstedii, 450 nucleotides. RefSeq names its product FOG: Transposon-encoded proteins with TYA, reverse transcriptase, integrase domains in various combinations. NCBI's taxonomy places the organism in Eukaryota, Oomycota, Peronosporomycetes, Peronosporales, Peronosporaceae. The coding region runs from base 1 to 450 and encodes 149 amino acids. The transcript has 2 exons. The record is from RefSeq and is a predicted model, not a curated record.
AUGGGUACUGCCAACUCGAAAACCAUCACCAUUCAUGACGCUGUGCAAGAUCAAGACAACAGCAGCAAGAAACUUGUCGCCAGAUACAUUGAACCGUUCAAGAUUCUCGAGAAGCUGUCGAACUACGUGUACCGAUUGAAGUUGCCAGAAUUCAUGCGAUUGAUGAACGAGGUGUUUAACGUGGAGCAACUGAAGAAGUGUCUCGACAACCCAAGCGUAUUCGAAGGAAGACCGCAGCAAAGGAGCACACCUUUUGUGGUGCAGGAAAACAAACUUACGCUAUCCAGGAGACUAGAACACGUUGGAGAGCGAGCAAAACAUUCGCCAUGUGUCACCUUGGAAGUCGUUGUUGAAGGACUUGGAGGCAAGGACUCAACAACUAAGGCGGGAGAAUGUAACCAAUUAACUGUGCGCUGGUUAACGAGUACCAGUUAUCCAAAGAGGUUCUAG